GGUUCCUAGCUACAGCCCUGUCGUCGACGCGCAGGCUUGCAUCGAUUUUGGUUGCUCAGCUGAUACAGUCUUCACCGUUGAAAUAUCGCAUAUCGUACACUAGGUUGACGUGUCUUCCGACGAUUCAUCAUCGCGACAGAGUUUUUUUUCUGACAGUUCUACAUAGCUAGUUCAAUUAUUGCUCCGAACAAGUUUAUCGAUAGAAUCAGCGGCAAUCCGGCAGUUCGUAAGUGUGUGUGCGUUUUUUGUGUCAGGGCUAUUCAACAUGCUCUCUUUAUGUGGAAACUGUUUUCGUCUGGCGUUUCCCGAAAUGUAAUUGUCGCCGAUAUGGCGUGGAAUUUCUCUCCCACGCGUGCCAGAGAGAAGCGUCAGAAGGAGUACGUAGAUGGUGAGAAACGGACGGCAUGUCUUCCAAAGAAGAGUCAUGAGACCUUCCUCGUCCUCGUCCAGCACGAGUUCCGGUUCCGCGUACACCAGCGCCGACGAUGCGCGGUGGGGGAGGAACCGGUCCCUCGAUUCAGAGGACGUCGGAACCGUCUGGCUCCUCGGUUCGACCCAUGUCUCGAGACUUCGAAUCCUCGAGAGAUUCAAAAUAAACAAAUCGCGACAUCGCGUACGAUCAUGCGCAAUCGUAACAAUCAGCACUAUUAUAGCUGCAUUAGUGAUCGCUGUAAUCGCUCUGAGUGUUUCCGGCACUUCGCAGAGCGACGAAUGCCCGCCCGACCCGGAAAGCGUGCAGCCGCCGUCGUGGAGCAAGUUGCGGACCUUUAAACGCGGCGCCGUUUGCGCGGAUGGAGCGCCGUGCGCUGUCAUCGGCAAAAACAUCUUGGAACAGAAUGGAUCGGCGGUGGACGCUGCCCUGGCCGCCUUGAUAUGCAACGGACUCGUCAACAUGCAAAGUCUAGGAUUCGGCGGCGGAUUCAUGAUGACCAUCUAUCGAAGAUCCACGCGUCAAGCUUUCGUCCUCAAUGCCAGGGAUCGCGCACCUUUGGCAGCCAAUUCUACGAUGUAUAAGGACAAGCCAAAUGCGUCUUUUUACGGCGCACUGGCAGUCGCAGUUCCUGGUGAAUUAGCUGGCUACUGGGAAGCUCAUCAACGAUUCGGUAAAUUGCCAUGGGCGGAUUUGUUCAAAGAAAGUAUUGAGCUCUGCGAAAAGGGCUAUGAAAUGACAGUGGCGCAAUAUGACAGCCUUGUGUAUAAUAAGAGAAGCAUUUAUAACGAUCCAACUCUAAGAGAAUUGUUUGUCGAUCCUGCGACUAACAAAUUCCGUAAAGCAGGAUCUUCCAUUAAACCCCGCGCGCUUUGCGAAACGCUGCGAAUCAUCGCCGAGAAGAAUGCGACCGAAUUUUAUAACGGCACGAUUGGGCGAAAUCUCGUCGAGGAUCUGCGCGAACAGGGAGGAAUUAUAACGAUGAGGGACCUUAAUGAAUACAGAGUUUCAUGGGAUCAACCGAUACAAACGAAUCUCUCGGACGACAUAAAACUCUUUACUACAGGAUUGCCCGGUAGCGGAGCUGUUCUGUCCUUUAUCCUCAACGUCCUCGACGGCUACGGCUUCACACCGGCUAGCAUGAUCGAUUUUAACACGACGAUCCUCACGUAUCACAGAAUGGUAGAGACCUUCAAGUACGCAUACGCGCUAAGGACGGAUCUAGGCGAUGGAGCUUUCGUCGAUAUGACCGAAAUAAUUAAAAACUUGACGUCGAGCAGCUUUGCACGCGCGAUACGAAAAAAAAUAAGCGACGAGAAAACCUGGCAGGAUCCGCAACAAUAUGGCUCUUCCAUCCACGCUGGUGCCGAGGAUCAUGGCACCGCACACGUAUCGGUGCUGACGGAAAACGGUGAUGCUGUGUCAGUUACCAGCACUAUUAAUUAUUAUUUUGGAAGCGGAGUAGUCAGCAGGAGAACCGGCAUUGUAUUGAAUAACGCCAUGGACGACUUCGGCAUUCCGUCGAGGAUCAAUUACUUUGGCGUACCGCCCAGUCCCAAUAAUUACAUCGCACCUAAGAAGCAGCCAUUGUCCUCGACGGUGCCAUCCGUGCUCGUCGAUCGGAACGGCGACGUCAAGAUGGUUGUGGGUGCAGCCGGUGGCACCAGAAUUACCACUGCAGUGUCUCAAGUGAUUGCGAAGAUCCUUUGGAUGAAACAGACAGUCAAAGAAGCCGUGGACUCGGCGAGGAUACAUCAUCAGCUGUUUCCACCAGUGAUAGCUUACGAGUACGGAGUUCCUAAGCAGGUGAUCGACGGCCUGAAGCGUCUAGGACACACCACGAAACGCUACAGAGAACGUGGCAGCGUAGUUUGUGUGAUACUUUACGAAAAUUCCACAAUCUUCGCGAACGCUGAUUACCGCAAAGGUGGUGAUGUUUACGGAAUUGAGUGAUGUACGUGUCGUAGAUAUUCCAUUACAUCCUCUUGCAAGUGCGAAACUUUUCGUGAACCGGCUUUGCCUAAACAAUCGUCGAUUAUCUCCUCGCGAUUAUUAUAACAUUAAUGUAUACGUGAUCGAUCAUGUUAUCACAUUCGCGUGUUUUUAAGAUCGCUACGCUGAUAUUAUUCAAUACAAUCUUGAUACGUUCCUCGCUCAUCAUCUAUGCAUUGAUUACAUUCUUCCUUCCAACUUCAGUAUUUUUUUCUCGAGUUUAUCAUACUCUUUUGAACUUUUGUAAGAGAUAUUUAGAUGUACAAAGGACAUAAUGUAAAUGCACGAAAAUUAACGAGUUCAAUUUUGAUCAUAUAGAAAUAUAUAUAUAUAUAUAUCCUUUUUAUACGAUUCGAUUUUUAACAUAUAACAUUGAUACAAUUCGCUUCGCGAGACGUGAUGCUUAUUGAACACUUCCUUGUUGCGCCUUUUAUAUAAAGUUUUGACAUCUCUCUCAGCAUUACUUCCUAUUUUAAAUUACUUCUCAUCAUCUGUAUCAUCUCAUCUGUCACUUCCAUGCAAUCUUAAGCUAAUCUCCUGUACCGUAUGAAAUGUUUCAAUAAAUUUUUCUAUAAUCUUA
Messenger RNA from Camponotus floridanus (Florida carpenter ant), 3002 nucleotides. Its product is annotated as glutathione hydrolase 1 proenzyme. The record is from RefSeq and is a predicted model, not a curated record. The transcript has 10 exons. Bases 386 to 2383 code for a protein of 665 amino acids. Gene Ontology annotation, cellular component: plasma membrane. NCBI's taxonomy places the organism in Eukaryota, Metazoa, Arthropoda, Insecta, Hymenoptera, Formicidae. Gene Ontology annotation, molecular function: glutathione gamma-glutamate hydrolase. Gene Ontology annotation, biological process: glutathione catabolic process.